Messenger RNA from Ochlerotatus camptorhynchus, 3843 nucleotides. RefSeq lists its product as uncharacterized. Lineage: Eukaryota; Metazoa; Arthropoda; Insecta; Diptera; Culicidae. The transcript has 2 exons. The coding region runs from base 1 to 3843 and encodes 1280 amino acids. The record is from RefSeq and is a predicted model, not a curated record. Gene Ontology annotation, molecular function: nucleic acid binding. Gene Ontology annotation, biological process: DNA integration.
AUGACAUUGCUGGAAACGGUUGUUCUUAACAUUAUCGACGACUACGGUAAAACGCACAAGGCCCGAGCUCUCCUCGAUUCAGCAUCGAUGUCGAAUUUCAUUUCGAAACCACUAGCUAAGAACCUCUACAGUCGCCGAUCAACAGUCAACGUGUCCGUCGCAGGCAUUGGAUCAUCCACACAGAAGGUCAGUACUGCCAUUACCGCAACCAUCGAGUCGGGAGAUCGAACGAUCUCGAUGAAAUUGCAGUUUUUGGUAUUGAAGCAGCCAUCAUCGGAGCUGCCAACAACGCCGAUUGACAUUUCGGCAUGGAAAAUUCCGGAUGUAAGGCUAGCAGAUCCUCAGUUCAGUAUUCCCGGAAGUGUCGACCUCGUCAUCGGCAGUGAAACUUAUUGGGAACUCCACACGGGUAGGAAGAUUUGUCUAGGUGAAGGUCUUCCGUGCGUAGUCGAAACCCCAUUUGGUUGGGCGGUUACUGGUCCCGCAGCUCGCACGGCUACCUGCAUUCCAAGAUUCUGCUAUCUCUCCACCGUAGAUGAACGGCUGGAAUCCACUCUACAAAGGUUUUGGGAAAUGGAAACAAUUCCAUCGGAUCCGGUCCAGUCUACCGAAGAAAGUCGUUGUGAGGAGCUGUACGCUGCAACGACUACGCGCGAUUCAUCAGGAAGGUACGUUGUGCGUCUCCCACGGAUUGAAGAUCCCGAAAUCAUGCUCGGAGAAUCGAGAUCAAUAGCAGAUCGACGCUUUCUGAGCUUGGAACGUCGACUCGAGCGAGAUCCUGCGACCAAGGACUCGUAUCAUAGGUUCAUGGAGGAGUAUCUGCAACUUGGACACAUGAAGAAGGUGGAAGAGCCUGUAGAUGACCACAUUCAACACUGCUAUAUUCCACAUCACGUCGUCUUCAAGGAAUCCAGUACGACCACGAAGGUCAGGGUUGUCUUCGACGCGUCAUGCAAGACUUCGUCGGGCUAUUCCUUGAACGACACUCUGCUUGCUGGACCUGUUGUUCAGCAAGAUCUCUACUCGAUCUAUUUGAGAUUCCGGACAAGAGUUGUCGCCAUCGUAGCAGAUGUCGAGAAGAUGUAUCGACAAGUGCUGCAUCAUCGAAUCGACCUAGUAUUCCUCCGCAUACGAUAUCGUAGAAGUCCUACCGAUCCAAUCGCCACAUACGAACUACAAACUGUCACCUACGGAACAGCAAGCGCUCCUUAUUUGGCAACGAAGACACUUCAGCAGAUCGCGAAGGAUCAUGAGCAUUUGUAUCCCGCUGCAGUCAACUCGGUUGUUGAAGAUUUCUACGUCGACGAUCUUUUGUCUGGAGCAUCGGAUGUGGAAGCUGCGAUUAUUCUCCGCCGAGAAAUCACUGCCAUGCUUAGUUCUGCUGGGUUCAUGCUGAAGAAGUGGGCGUCGAAUGCCCAUGAAGUGCUAGAGGGUGUCCCACCAGAGGAUCUUGCAAUUCAGCCUAUCCAUGAUCUACAGGAUGAGCAGACAAUCUCCACACUUGGUCUACUUUGGGAGCCAACCGCCGAUAUGCUACGGUUCAAGGUUGAAUUACCUCUUCCUGCUGCCAUCCUUACAAAGCGGAAAGUGAUGUCGUAUAUAGCUCAAAUAUUCGACCCACUGGGAUUAUUGGGUCCAACGACAACCAAGGCAAAGCUCUUCAUGCAACAUUUGUGGACGUUGAAGCGCAAUGGUGUUUCCUGUGAAUGGGAUUCUCCACUACCAGAGAAACUUCAAGCCGAUUGGAAGCAGUUUCACUCCACCCUCCACAUUCUUGCUGAUAUCCGUAUUCCUCGAUUGGUGUUGGCUUCCGGAGUCAACAAUAUCCAGCUGCAUUUCUUCGCCGAUGCAUCCUCCAUUGCAUACGGUACGUGCUGCUACGUUCGCACGGAAUCAAUGGUAGGAGUAUUUGUACACCUUUUGACAUCUAAGUCUAAGGUCGCCCCGUUGUCUACACAUCAUUCCAUCGCUAGACUUGAGCUCUGUGCCGCUCAUCUAGCUACUCAACUUUACAAGAAAGUAGAAGCGACCUUGAAGGUUUCAGCAACGGCAUUCUUUUGGUCGGAUUCCAGUACCGUGCUUCAGUGGUUGCGUGCAUCUCCAAAUCGCUGGAAGACAUUCGUCGCCAAUCGCGUGUCUAAGAUCCAGACCACCACGGAUAUCAAUCACUGGAGACACAUCGCAGGCUUAGAUAAUCCUGCGGACGAUAUUUCUCGUGGCCUAAAUCCAACGGAUAUUCUGCACCGUUAUCGGUGGUGGCAUGGCCCACCAUGGUUGUCGCAAACUCGCGAUCACUGGCCCAGGACCAUCAUCGAUCAGGAGUACUCCCCCGCAGCGUCCGAAGAAGGGCGCAAAAUUCCGAUUGUUGCAAUGACUGCUGCACAAGCAACUCUCUGUGAGGAUUUGUUCGCACGGUACUCCAGCUACAGCAAACUACGCCGAGUCUUGGCAUUCUGCGAACGCUACUUACAGUGCCUGAAAGAUCGUUCUCUCCUGCGCAAAUCCGAUCCCAGUUUCGCUGAACUAGUAGUACUUCAAGGAGAUAAAGCCGCAUCCGUUUCACGAGUUACCACCACCGAGCUUCAACACGCCGAACAGCUACUGUGCCGUUUAUCACAACGCAAGGCUUUCGCUGAGGAGCUCUCCGAUCUUGCAAAUGGCGAACGCGUCAUUAAGUCAUCUUCACUCAAAUGGCUGAACCCGUUCGUAGACCAAAACGGUAUCAUCCGCGUCGGUGGUCGUAUCCGUAACGCCGCGUUAUCCGACGCAAUCAAACACCCGAUCGUUCUGUCCGCUAAACAUCCGCUGUCUGCUCUGUUGGCUAGCAGUUACCACCAAAAGCUACUGCAUGCAGGUCCACAACUCCUGCUAGCCACUCUCCGCCAGAAGUUUUGGAUUCUGGGCGGCAGAAACCUCAUAAAAUCCGUCUUCCACCAAUGCCACACUUGUUUUAGAAGCAAGCCAACUCUAGUCCAGCAGAGCACAGCCGAUCUGCCGGUAUCGCGAGUUUCGCCGACGCGUCCGUUUUCCGUGUGCGCUAUCGACUACUGUGGACCGUUCUACAUCAAGUCAGCAGUUCGAAAGCGUGGUCCUACAAAAAUCUACGUGGCCAUAUUCGUUUGCUUCUCAACCAAAGCUGUUCACAUCGAGUUAGUGAGCGAUUUGUCAACUCCUGCGUUCCUAGCUGCACUACGUCGUCUAGUCGCCCGCCGAGGAAAAGUCGUCGAGCUCCAUUCUGACAAUGCUACUGCCUUCAAAGGUGCUUCGCAUGCCUUGAAUAGGAUUUACCGAAUGCUAAAGAUUGAAGCUGCUGACCGUGCGCAAAUCUUCGAUUGGUGCUCCGAAAAUGAAAUCGUCUGGAAGUUUAUUCCACCCCGAGCUCCACACUUUGGAGGCCUCUGGGAAGCCGCUGUCAAAUCUGCGAAAACGCAUCUGCUGAAGACCGUUGGUAACGUCAACUUAGCCUACGAGGACCUGUUGACAUUGUUAGCACAAGUCGAGAUGUGCCUCAACUCUCGUCCGCUUACGCCGAUACCCGAGGACCCAUCUGACCUAGAAGUCCUAACGCCAGGACACUUCCUUGUUGGAAGCAGCCUACAAGCGGUUCCUGAACCGAACUGGAAGGAUACUGCUGAUAAUCGCUUGGACCAUUGGGAAUUGACCCAGAAACGGCUGCAGGUGAUCUGGUCGCGCUGGUACCCGGAGUAUCUACAACAGCUACAAUCUCGUGCAACUAAGGGUUGCAAUCCGCCAGUCAUCAUCGAACGUCAUCCGUCAAAAGGCCACGGUCAGUCUACUACCAGCGCCACCGCCGCCGCCCUGGGUCGUCAAGAUAGCUUUUAA